This is a messenger RNA of Metarhizium album ARSEF 1941, 1515 nucleotides long. RefSeq names its product cysteine desulfurase. The coding region runs from base 1 to 1515 and encodes 504 amino acids. Lineage: Eukaryota; Fungi; Ascomycota; Sordariomycetes; Hypocreales; Clavicipitaceae. Gene Ontology annotation, cellular component: mitochondrion; cytosol; nucleus. The transcript has 3 exons. Gene Ontology annotation, molecular function: pyridoxal phosphate binding; cysteine desulfurase activity. Gene Ontology annotation, biological process: [2Fe-2S] cluster assembly. The record is from RefSeq and is a predicted model, not a curated record.
AUGUCCAGUUUGGCAUCUUGCGCGCUACGGUCGGCCAGCCGCAAGGCUCCCGCUGCCGCUCCUCUGCGCGCUCUGCCUCGUGUUGCCCUGGUGGCCGCGAGAACGAAGCCCGCCCGACGGGCGUAUGUGACCGAGUCCAGGCAGGACCAGGCCCGUGUCGAAACCGCCAUCAAGCUCGAUAAGAAGGAUUUUGUCGACAUCCCGCCUCCGCCCAUGGGCGCUCCUGCGGAUGCCAAGGUCAGCCCUAUGGCUGUUUUUGGCCUCGCAGAGGUUCUAAAGCAAGCUGCUGUCAUGGAAGAAGGACAACGGCCCAUCUACCUGGACAUGCAGUCGACAACGCCGGUUGAUCCCCGCGUCCUCGAUGCCAUGAUUCCCUUCUACGUUGGCGUCUACGGAAACCCUCAUUCUCGGACACACGCCUACGGCUGGGAAAGCGAAAAGGCCGUCGAGGCCGCUCGUGACCACAUCGCUUCGCUCAUCGGCGCCGACCCCAAGGAAAUCAUUUUCACUUCGGGUGCCACUGAGAGUAACAACAUGAGCAUCAAGGGUGUAGCCAGAUUCUUUGGUCGCUCUGGCAAGAAGAACCACAUCAUCACAACACAGACAGAGCACAAGUGCGUCCUGGAUAGCUGCAGACACCUGCAGGACGAGGGCUUUGAAGUCACCUAUCUGCCCGUCCAGCACAACGGACUGAUCAAAUUGGAGGACCUCGAGGCCGCCAUCAAGCCCGAAACUGCCCUGGUCAGUAUCAUGGCGGUCAACAACGAGAUUGGUGUGAUCCAGCCCAUCGAGGAGAUUGGCAAGCUGUGCCGUUCCAAGAAGGUCUUUUUCCACACCGACGCUGCACAGGCCGUGGGCAAGAUUCCUUUAGACGUCAAUGCCAUGAACAUUGAUUUGAUGUCCAUAUCAUCACAUAAAAUCUAUGGUCCCAAGGGCAUUGGAGCUUGUUACGUGCGGCGGAGGCCAAGGGUCAGAUUAGAUCCUCUCAUCACUGGUGGUGGUCAGGAGCGUGGUCUGCGAAGCGGCACCCUGGCGCCCCCCUUGGUUGUCGGUUUCGGCGAGGCUUGUCGCAUUGCCAAAGAAGAGAUGGCGUAUGAUUCGAAACGAAUCAAGACUCUAUCCGACCGGCUCCUCCACGGCCUCCUCUCCAUGGAGCAAACCCAACAGAACGGCGACGCAAAUGCCUUUUACCCUGGCUGCGUCAAUGUAUCCUUUGCCUAUGUCGAGGGCGAGUCUCUGCUCAUGGCCUUGAAGGACAUCGCCCUGUCUUCGGGCAGUGCAUGCACUUCGGCGUCUCUGGAACCCAGUUAUGUCCUCCGAGCCCUCGGAAACAGUGACGAAAGUGCGCACAGCAGCAUUCGAUUUGGCAUUGGUCGCUUCACCACCGAGGCCGAAAUCGAUUAUGUCCUCAAGGCUGUUCGGGAGCGAGUCAGCUUUUUACGAGAGUUGAGUCCGCUAUGGGAGCUAGUGCAGGAGGGUAUCGAUCUCAAUACCAUCCAAUGGAGCCAGCAUUAA